This is a messenger RNA of Bactrocera oleae (olive fruit fly), 2133 nucleotides long. It is a transcript of the gene TTLL15, whose product is annotated as tubulin tyrosine ligase-like 15. Gene Ontology annotation, biological process: protein modification process. Lineage: Eukaryota; Metazoa; Arthropoda; Insecta; Diptera; Tephritidae. The record is from RefSeq and is a predicted model, not a curated record.
CCGUUUUGCUACUUUGUUUUGAAGAGAUACAUUUUUUGAUUUUCCAAUUUUGAAUAAAUAACACGAUGGCGCUGGAUAGUGAGGAAGUGAAGUCAUGCAAUCAACCAAAGUCGUCUAGAUCAGUUCCUAUUCGGAUAAUCUUGGCGUUUCUUUUAAUAACUAUUACUACUGCCGUCUUAUUAGAAUUUGGAAUUCUGGAUAGCAAAUUAUGGAAAACUAAAAUAAUCAUUGAAUCGCAGCCCACUGAAGCAUCAGUUAAUAAUUAUCACAAAUUUGCAAUAUAUCCCCCUUUUACACCAUCAGAUAUACAUCUUUAUCAUGUAAUAGAAAUAUUGGAACAAAUGGGAUAUAAACAAACCUCUAUUAAUGAUGAGAGUUGGAACUUACUCUGGGCACAUGAAUACCCUUUUCAUAAAAUGGGAACAAGGAUGAAAAAUAUUUUACCACAUCAAAUUAUUAACCAUUUUCCUGGUAUAGGAUUCAUUACCAGCAAGGUUGAUCUAUCCACUGCCUCAUUACCAUUCAUGCCUAAAGCUUUCCGUUUGCCAGAGCAGCAGGCAGAAUUUAUAAAAUUUGCAAGGGACAAUCCCGAUUCCAUAUUUAUGGAGAAGAACAAUAAACACAGAUCCAUUAAAAUUCGACCUUUAAAUUCCAUAAACUUGAACGCGUCUGAUUGUUUUUUACAAGAAUAUGUUAAGAAUCCUUUUUUAGUAGAUGGACACAAAUUCGAUGUUGGAGUUUAUAUUGUACUGACGUCGGUUGAACCCUUAAUAGUAUAUAUGUAUACAGGAGACAUUUUGUUUCGUUACUGUCCGGAAAAAUACUAUCCAUUUAAUGCUAAAAAUAUUGAUAAAUAUGUCAUUGGAAAUGACUAUUUACCCACGUGGAAAGUUCCUUCUUUGGUAAAGUAUUUUGAAAGAUUUGGGGGAAGUAUGCGAUCUUCUUUCGAUGCAUAUGUACGAGAUCAAUCAAUAGACCCAUCUGUUAUUUGGGUGCAAGCUGAAGAAGUUGUACGUCAGACUAUCUUAUCCAAAAUAAAUAACAUUUCAAAAGCAAUGCAACCCUUUAAAAAUGGAAAAUAUUUUGAGCUCCUACGUUUCGAUUUAAUUGUUGAUGAUAAGUUACAAGUUCAUCUCAUGGAGGUUAAUAUGUCACCUAAUCUUUCAUCAUCACAUUUUAAACCUAAUGCUUUAUUAUACCAACAAAUUUUAUACAAUGUUUUAAACUUAGUUGGGGUUGGAUCACCUCUUCUAUCUGCUAAAAGAUUUUUUGAUGAAGAAGACAAAAUAACAUCGGAUAAAAGUAUUGCCGUAAAUCUGAAUGAUUGUGCUAAAUAUACGUGUCAUAAGUCGUGCAAUAAACCAGAGUGUGAUCUCUGUUUAUCCUGUUUGAAAGCGUCGGAAAUGAAUAUAUUAAGAAAGGCGCAUUAUGAACAUUUACAUAAAAUGGAAAUGAAGAGAAUAUUCCCGCAAGCAAUGGUUAACCCAGACCAAUUCAAAAUAAAAGUAGAAAUACAAAAUCUUUCCACGCGAGAUGGGUGGCUCACUCGAUGGUUCUAUCAAAAAUGUAAAGAUGACCGGAGUUGGUGUUAGUUAAGAAAAUUUUAUUUUAAAAUACUUAAGUCUUAAAGCACGAACACAUAGACUACGACAGGCGACAGGUAGCAUCUGUCAAAAAUUAAAAUACAUUACAAUACAGUAGUACGACUUCACGGCAGCAGGCUUGCAGUUUUCGCUGUCACUAAAUUAAAAUCAAUUCUAAUUUUGCCGACGACAAUGCAGCUUUAGUGUUACCACUAAUAUGUUCUAACAAAUCUAAUGUUAUUUGACCAAUAAAAGCAAAAAAUAGCACAUAUAUAUUAUUUGAAAUAACAAUUGAUAAUUUAAAAUAUUGGAGUGGAAGGUUUUAGUACGGCAACAAUGCCGUGCCGUCUUCAAAAUGUUUAAGAAGCUGGCUUCAAGCGGACAUUUGCCGACCAGAAAGUUUCACUGUCAUGCAGUCGUGUCGCGCCGUGGUCUUUGUGUUCAGAGCAUUAUAGUUGCAAUAUAUCCAAGUAUGGAGUUAUUUUGUAGUUAUAUCAUAUAUUAAAAAAGUGUAAACAACUUAUUAAACAUAUUUUACAUGCCUCACAAA